Molecule: messenger RNA, 2837 nt
Organism: Microcebus murinus (gray mouse lemur)
Lineage: Eukaryota; Metazoa; Chordata; Mammalia; Primates; Cheirogaleidae
Gene: LACC1
Product: laccase domain containing 1
Molecular function (GO): copper ion binding
Source: RefSeq, a predicted model, not a curated record
CUCACGCCUACUGCGGGGCCUCAGCCUUCGGGUUUCCACAGGGAGCCAACGUCCGUGCCAGGCGCGGGGAUCCGUCCAGCCGUGGUCAGGUGAUUUAUUUAGCAUAAAAACCUUCUUUGAAGGAUGGCAGAAGUGGUUUUGAUUGAUCUCUUUGGUUUGAAGUUGAACUCUGAAAACAACUGCCAUCAGGCAUUACUGAAGACAUUGAAUGCUGUCCAAUACCACCAUGCUACUAAGGCUAAGUUCCUUUGUGUAAUGUGGUGCAGUAACAUCAGCUGUGAAAGGGAUGGUAAACAUGAUAAUUAUGAAUUAGAAACAAGCAAUGGAUUAUCAGCUGUCUUGGGAGAAUUUGAGACUGUUAGCAAUCCCAGCAUGGCUGCCUCUUUGUACACCAUUAAACAAAAAAUAGAUGAAAAAAAUCUGAGCAGCAUUAAGGUAAUUGUACCUAGGCACAGGAAAACAUUAAUGAAAGCUUUUAUUGAUCAACUCUUCACUGAUGUUUAUAGUUUUGAAUUUGAAGAUUUACAAGUGACUUUGAGGGGAGACCUUUUGAAACAAUCCACUGAAAUAAACAUAAUCACAGCUCAAGAACUGAAAGAAAUCCAGAAUGAAAUAGAAACAUAUUUGAGAAGUCUGCCAGCACUGAAAGGAGAAUUAACUAUUAUCACUUCUCCUUUGAUCCCAGAUAUUUUCAUACAUGGAUUUACUACAAGAACAGGUGGGAUAUCUUAUAUACCAACUCUUAGCUCAUUCAAUCUCUUCAGUAGUUCCAAACGGAGAGAUCCCAAGGCAGUUGUUCAAGAAAAUCUGCGUAGGUUGGCGAACGCUGCGGGAUUUAAUAUUGAGAAAUUUUACCGAAUAAAGACUGAUCAUGCCAAUGACGUCUGGAUUAUGGGAAGGAAGGAGCCUGAAUCUUAUGAUGGAAUAACCACAAAUCAGAGAGGAGUCACAAUAGCAGCUCUUGGUGCUGACUGUAUACCAAUAGUUUUUGCAGAUCCUGUCAAAAAAGCAUGUGGGGUUGCUCACUCUGGUUGGAAAGGUACUUUGUUAGGUGUUGCUAUGGCUACAGUGAAUGCUAUGAUAGCAGAAUAUGGCUGCAGUUUGGAGGACAUUGUUGUUAUACUUGGACCAUCAGUAGGACCUUGCUGUUUUACUCUUCCAAAGGAAUCAGCAAAGGUAUUUCAUAAUCUUCAUCCUGCAUGUGUACGACUAUUUGACUCACCAGAUCCCUAUGUUGACAUCCGUAAAGCCACCAGGAUUCUUCUAGAACGGGGAGGAAUUCUUCCACAGAAUAUUCAGGACCAGAACCAAGAUCUCAACCUCUGUACAUCCUGCCAUCCUGACAAGUUUUUUUCUCAUGUCCGAGAUGGCCUUAAUUUUGGUACACAGAUUGGCUUCAUAUCGAUUAAAGAAUGAGAUGCUUGACUGGAUUCUUGCAUAAAUAUUUCCUGCCUCCUUCCAAACUGACUGCAAAAGAGAAAUUUAGCUGUUUGAUUUAUUUAAAACCAAAAGGAUUAAAAUGGAUAAUUUACCUGUAGGUUAUAUUUUUAUUAUUAUCUAAAGACAAAUGAUUUUCAUUUAAUUCUAACAAUAACUGACAAAAAAUCAGUAUGAUAUAGUUUUAUAAUAUAUGUUUUAUAGAUGAAGAUUAUUCUUAAGAUUUGUUCUACCUAUUUAUUACAUAAUCAAGAAUAGGUUUGUUCAGUUCAGUAUUUAUUGACUAUUCUCUAUUUGUCAGGCUGUGUUAAGCAUAGGUGAAUCAAAACGAAUGACUUUUCCCCUUUGAGUCUAAUGUAGUGGAAGGGAUAAACACUUCUACAACUUUAACUUUAAUAGCAGUAUAAGAGUACAGAAGGAGUAGUGGUUAAUUUUGCCCAGAAGGCAGAGUAGAGAAGUUAUUACACAGAAAAUCCGCUAUCACAUAGGUCCAAAAGAUGUAUAGACUUUUGACAAAUGAGAGACAACCAUAACAGGUAGAGAGAAUACCAUGAACCAGGGCAUGAAACUGAAAGUACAUAACAUGUUAUAUAUAGAGAAAGGUGUAGGCAGGUGUUAGGACUGGAAAAACAGGUUGGAAACAGAUUAGUAAGGGUCUUAAAUGCUAUGUCAAAGAGUUUGGAGUUUAUUUUCCAGGUGAUGACUAGGCAUCAAAAAAAAAAAAAAUUAGGGAGUGUGUUCAUUUCCUUGGCAUUGUAUUUAACCAGAUGAAUUCAAAUCGUGUGAAACCAAAGCAGAAGACUAGAUAAGAGAUGAUCAAAAUAUUUCAAAAAAGAAAUAAUGAAAAUCCAAUGAAGGCAGAGGAAAUUAAAAUGGAGAAGAAAGUAAAUGGAUUAGAGAGACAUUUCGGAAUUAGAAUCAAUAAUCCUAUUUACUAGAUAAUGGAUGUAAAAGGUAAGGAAGAGUGGAGAAGUCAUUGAUGACUGCUUUCUGCUUGGCUAACUACCAAGAAUGGCAAUUAAGGGAGGGGGGCAGUUUGGGACAAGGAAGGAUAGUCAGUCCCGCUUAACACAGAAUGAAGUGCGUUCAGAUGGAAAUAUUUGGUCAACCAUUAGAAAUACAGACCUAGAACUUAGGAGGGAGCCUGACACAAAGUCACACAUUUGAAAGUUGGCUAUGCAGAGUUAAUGCUUGAUUCUACUGUAGCAGGUUGGAUAAUCUAGGCAGAAAUUAGGGUGAGAGAAAAGGAGGUCCAAGGAUGAAACCUCAUAUAACACCUGCAUUUGAAGAAUAAGAAACUAAACAAGUAAGUCAAUUGAAGUAAGAAAAAAAAAUAGGGUAUGGUCGUUUAGUGGAAGUCAGUGUAGGUGUGGGAAGUACUCAAAAAGAAAUGUACAGGG